AUGCUGAAUAAAAAUUGCUUAUCGAUGCAACACCCAUUUGCUCUUGACUUACUUAACCUAUAUGGGCCAAAGAGAAUCAAUAAUGAUUUUAUGCAGAUCAUGUAUCUGAAUCUUCAAAAUCACAAUAAAACUCUUUGAAUUCUGCAUGAACUGACAAAUUUUGACACUAAGCGCCUGAAAAAUAGUUUUUACCAUAAAAAGGCAUUAUUGGUCAGAUAA
Molecule: messenger RNA, 219 nt
Organism: Blepharisma stoltei
Lineage: Eukaryota; Ciliophora; Heterotrichea; Heterotrichida; Blepharismidae
Source: the annotation of a GenBank genome assembly